Colossoma macropomum (tambaqui) is the source of this 2198-nucleotide messenger RNA. RefSeq names its product N-glycanase 1 (gene ngly1). Gene Ontology annotation, molecular function: peptide-N4-(N-acetyl-beta-glucosaminyl)asparagine amidase activity. Gene Ontology annotation, biological process: protein deglycosylation; glycoprotein catabolic process; protein quality control for misfolded or incompletely synthesized proteins. Lineage: Eukaryota; Metazoa; Chordata; Actinopteri; Characiformes; Serrasalmidae. The coding region runs from base 63 to 2009 and encodes 648 amino acids. Gene Ontology annotation, cellular component: cytoplasm; cytosol; nucleus. The record is from RefSeq and is a predicted model, not a curated record. The transcript has 12 exons.
UUACCCGGUUACCGGGACUUUUAUUUUUUUGUCUGGACGAAGUGUCAACAACUUUGGUGUAAAUGAUGGCUGGAUUUGAAGGGGUUUCUGCGCUGUGUGAAAAUACGAACGAGGUGUUUUUGGAUGUGUCAAAAUUGCUGUUAACGUAUGCGGACAAUAUUCUGAGGAAUCCCAAUGAAGAGAAGUACAGAUCGAUCCGCAUAGGCAACCCGACCUUCUCCACCAAACUUCUUCCUAUAAAAGGAGCCGUUGAAUGCCUCUUUGAAAUGGGCUUUGAGGAGGCCGAGACGCACCUGGUGUUCCCCAAGUCGGCGUCUGUAGAUCAGCUGAGGCGAGUGCGAGAGUCCAUCGCUGCAGAGAGAGACCAGAGGCUUGGGACAGGCCAGUGCACACCAAACCCCCAGAGCGCCAACCCUGCCUCGGUUUCUCCUGCCUCUCCUACCUCUGCCCAGGCAUCAGCACCCCAACAGCUGACACAGCCAGCAGCACAGCCAGCAGCACAACCAGCAACACAACAACAGUCUCCGCAGAGCAACAUGUCCUUCCUGAGGACUCUGCGGUCAAACUUUCAGCACGUGAUGACAUACGAGAGCCCUGAACUUCAGCGGAAAGCUCUGAGCUGUAUACCCCGGGGGCAGCUCUGCUCCGGGGCUGAAGAACGACUGCAGCAGGCCAGGAAAGCAGAUCCAAGUUGUAAUCUUGCUGAGGAGGACAUGCUGCUGCUGGAGCUGUUGCAGUGGUUUAAAGGAGAGUUUUUCUCCUGGGUGGACAGCCUGCCAUGCAGCCGGUGCGGGGGUUCAACGCAGUCCUUCGGCUCGCUGUCGCCCUCUGCGGAUGACCUACGAUGGGACGCUGGCCGUGUUGAGAAUCACUACUGCAACGCCUGCCAUGUCACCAACAGAUUCCCAAGGUACAACAAUCCUGAGAAACUGCUUGAGACCAGAAGGGGGCGCUGUGGAGAAUGGGCUAACUGUUUCACCCUGUGCUGCCGAGCGGUGGGCCUGGAGGCCAGGUACAUCUGGGACUGCACAGACCACGUGUGGACGGAGGUGUACUCUCAGUCUCAGCGUCGCUGGCUGCACUGCGAUCCCUGUGAGAAUGCCUGUGAUAAGCCUCUGCUGUAUGAAGUCGGCUGGGGCAAGAAGCUUUCCUACAUUUUCGCUUUCUCCAAAGAUCAGGUGGUGGAUGUGACGUGGAGGUACUCCUGUAAGCAUCAGGAAGUGCUCUCCAGACGUACACAGGUUAAGGAGCCGUGGCUGCUGCACACUGUCAAUGGGCUCAAUGCAGUGAGGCAGCAGGCUCUGAGUGCUGAGAGGAAGCGGGAGCUCCUGGAGAGGUUAGUGGUGGAGCUGGUGGAGUUUAUCUCCCCUAAGAGCCCCAAACCAGGGGAGCUCGGAGGUCGUAUCUCGGGGUCCCUGGCCUGGAGGGCUGCUCGUGGAGAGACCGGUGCUUCUGGUUCUAAAGAGAAAGCCGCAGGGUUUGUGUUUAUCCCCACGGAGUCUGAGAAGGGUGUGAAGCUGUUCCACCUGCAGUAUAACGUGACCAAAGACUGUUACUUUCGAGUGCACAACGGCCAAGAGGAGAUUCCACGCUGGGAGACGGGCACGUGGAAGAGUGAGUCCGUCUUCAGGAAAGAAGAGCACGACUGGCAGAUGGUCUACCUUGCGCGGACGGAGGGUUCUUCCUCAGGCCGAGUGUGCUGGAGGGUUGUGUGUGCGCCUGUGGGGUUGAGGAUCAAGGCGGUCUCUGUCAGAGCCAUCAGUCAGACUUUCCACUCUGGCACAGUCCGCUGGAGCUUACGCUCUGCCCAGACCACCUUAGAGUUCCUCGGAGAUGGCAGAAUGCACUCACUGGCCGGCCUCUCAGGAUCCACAGAACUGGUCGUAGAAGCGGAGCUGAGCGGAGGGGACGGAGACGCGGCGUGGCAGCACGCUCAGCUAUUCAGACAGAGCAUGAAGGAAUCAGAGACCUCUUCAUUUGAGAUCCUUGUGGAAAUGGAGGACGCUUGACGAGAGACUGGCUGGCCAAUUCUGUCUCUUCGGACGUGAGAAGGGAAAUGUUUGAUGGUGGGAGAGAUGUGUCCCCACUUUUUAUUCCCCUUUUUAUUUUUAUGGAUUUUUUAUGGUUUGUGUAUAAACACUCACUGAGCACUUUGUCAGGUACACCUCCUUGUUUCUACACUCAUUGUCCACUUUAUC